Lasiosphaeria miniovina is the source of this 966-nucleotide messenger RNA. Its product is annotated as mitochondrial phosphate carrier protein. Gene Ontology annotation, molecular function: phosphate transmembrane transporter activity. The coding region runs from base 1 to 966 and encodes 321 amino acids. The record is from RefSeq and is a predicted model, not a curated record. Gene Ontology annotation, cellular component: mitochondrial inner membrane. NCBI's taxonomy places the organism in Eukaryota, Fungi, Ascomycota, Sordariomycetes, Sordariales, Lasiosphaeriaceae. The transcript has 4 exons. Gene Ontology annotation, biological process: mitochondrial phosphate ion transmembrane transport.
AUGGCCAGCUCAACAGGAUCCCCCAAGGUCGACGCCGCCGUUCAGAAGGCCCUCGCCGCCGUCCCCUCCAACCCGACCGGCAUCGAUCUCUAUUCCAGAUUCGCCCUCGCUGGUGCCCUGUGCUGCUCUGUCACCCACGGAAGUCUCACGCCCGUCGAUGUCGUCAAGACCCGCAUCCAGCUCGACCCGGCAAAGUACAACACCGGCCUGGUCGGCGGCUUCAAGAAGGUCGUUCAGAGCGAAGGAUGGCUCGCGCUGCUCACCGGCGCCGGCCCGACCUUCGCCGGAUACUUCCUGCAGGGCGCCUUCAAGUUCGGCGGGUACGAGUUCUUCAAAGCCCAGGCUGUCAACAACCUCGGCUACGAGACCGCCUCCAAGAACCGGACCGCCGUCUACCUCGCUUCGGCCGCCUCGGCCGAGUUCUUCGCCUCCAUCGCCCUCUGCCCCCUCGAGGCCACCCGUAUCCGCCUCGUCUCUGACCCCACCUACGCCAACGGCCUGAUCGGCGGCUUCUCUAAGAUCUUGCGCACUGAGGGCCUCGGCGCCUUCUACGCCGGAUUCGGGCCUAUUCUCUUCAAGCAGAUCCCGUACACCAUGGCCAAGUUCGUCGUCUACGAGAAGGUCGCCGAGGCUGCCUUCCGCCGCUUCCCCAAGGAGACCCUCUCGGACCCCAUGCAGACCGUUGUCAACCUCGGCAGCGGUCUGAUUGCCGGUUUCGCCGCCGCCAUCGUGUCGCAGCCCGCCGACACCAUGCUCAGCAAGAUCAACAAGACCAAGGGCGCGCCCGGCGAGGGCACCGUCACCCGCCUGAUCAAGAUCGGCCGCGAGCUCGGCCUCCGCGGCUCGUACGCCGGCAUCGGCGCCCGUCUAUUCAUGGUCGGCACUCUGACUGCUGGCCAGUUCGCCAUCUAUGGUGACGUCAAGAAGUUAUUGAACGCGACCGGCGGUACCGAGAUUGGCAAAUAA